Messenger RNA from Verticillium dahliae VdLs.17, 3150 nucleotides. Its product is annotated as WD repeat-containing protein. The record is from RefSeq and is a predicted model, not a curated record. Gene Ontology annotation, cellular component: cytoplasm. The coding region runs from base 1 to 3150 and encodes 1049 amino acids. Gene Ontology annotation, molecular function: protein binding. Gene Ontology annotation, biological process: positive regulation of TORC1 signaling. Lineage: Eukaryota; Fungi; Ascomycota; Sordariomycetes; Glomerellales; Plectosphaerellaceae. The transcript is spliced from 4 exons.
AUGGACCGCCCCGAGCCUGGACUGAUCAAAUGGUCGCCUCUUGCUGGCCAUAACAGGUUCAUUCACAUCAACCUGCAGCACCGCGUGGUUCAGCUUUAUGAACCCAACGGCGUCGCCCAGCAGGGCAGAUUCGACUACAAGCAAAUAUCCAAGCAUGACGACUUUCCGGCUUUGACGACGUAUGACUGGUCACCAAGCUUCCCUGGCCUCCUCGCAGUAGGCGGCCAAAAUGGCGGCGUCAAUCUGCUCAGGAUGGACGACAACUCCAGUGACUACAUCGAGCUUGGCCUCAAAAUGACCAGGAUGUGCCAGGCCGUCGCUUUCAACACGCAAGGCAUUCUUGCUGUAGGUCUCGAGCGGGUGCGCAUGGACCAGAGUCUUCAUAUCUGGGAUCUGAACCGACUGUCCAUGGACAAAGUCGCCAAGGGCUUCGCGAAGGACAUGGCUCCCUUUACCGAACCGGUCACGCGGCUGGAGCAUAGCGCCUCAAUAUCGAGUAUCAAGUUCUUCGAAGACAACCCCCAGACUCUAGUCAUCGGUCUCAAAUCCCAGGGACUACGUGUCUAUGAUCUGCGAGAUCCAAGCACAGCGCAGCUACAGUUCUCCACUCGGUGCAACAACAACUUGGCCAUCGACCCGGACCCGAACUACUUUGCGUCUUCCGCACUCGACCAGCCCGGUGUUCUCGUGUGGGAUCGGCGAGCCACCAGCCGUGCCGUCGCAUCUCCGGCCUACUUGAGUGCCGUUGACGAGGAAGAAGUCUCCUGGGGCGCUGCCCUAUCACUGCAGAACGCUGUCGAGACGGACGAACCGUCACUCGGGGACAGCAAACAUUCCUUAGUCCGCUCAUUACGCUACUGCCGCGACCACAGAGGGCUCUUGGGUGUUCUCACACGCACUGGUCAGCUCAAGGUUCUCCAGACCAACAGGGAACACACGUCAGCAGAGAUGGAAUUGGCUGGGAGCCCGGAGCUCAUGCAAGUUAAGAGGUCAUACGAGAUGGAUGUCAAUUUCUCCGACCCCAACAGCAAGAAUGAUCGAAUCGUGUCAUUCGACUGGGUGACUCUGGGUUCCAACCCUCUCCAGCCCCGUGUAUUGGCCCUCCGCGCCAACGGGGCCAUGGAAAUACUCGAACAGCCAUCGCACGCAUCCGACCAUUUGUAUAAACUCUCAUCUUGGAAAUCGCCCCAUCGGGGCCUUGAAGAUGGCGCGGGCUACCAAAGCCUCCUCAACUUUGAGCCUUCGCAAUGCGCUGACAUGUACGGGCCGCUGCUACUAGAACAAGCCCUUUCCGACGUGCCUCUCUUCGGGAAAAAGAAAGCAAACAUUUCGGCCGUCAUCGAGAAGACGCUGCGAUCCAAUCCGUCGGCGGCAGAUGUCAAGACUGAGCGACCCUCUCACUUGAGCAUCUAUCCAGAGACUCUGCAUGGCCACUCUAUCGCUGCAAGCCUACGAACCAUGCGAGAUGUGGCCGGGCAGAAGGCGUUGAAGCAAAAGAAGGGCAGUGCGACGACUGAUUAUGACGCCGAAAAUGGCGCGGUAGGCGAAGUGGCCGACAAGAUUGCAGACUUGUCGGUUUCACAGGAGGGUCCCAGAUCUUGCCGACAGCUUCACGAAGAUCUCUUGUCAGUGCUGCCGCAAGCCAAUUGGUUGAAUCCCGAGGCACAAUCUGACAUUGAUCAUGCGAUGCUCCUGCGUGCCAAGGAGAGAUAUCUCUUUGACCCUGCCAGGAACAGAGCGGUGGUUUCUGAUGACCUGUGGCUUCGCUACUUGUGGGAUUGGAUAGCAGAUGCCGAGGACGCUGCCGAGGAUGGCGGCAUGAAACUUCACCCCUUAGAUCUCAGCUACAUGGGUGUGGCUACGAUCUGGGGCAAUGACUUGGGAAACAAGCCUUCCUCGAGACUUCCCGAAGCAUCGCCGAUUCCCGAAGUCACGCUGUGGGAGAAGUGUAUCGGCAGCAUUUGCAAGAAACGGCGUCUGCCGAGAUAUCAAGGGGCUCACACAAAGAAGCCUUUUCACAGACAGCUGUGUCUCGAUAUCUGCACGUGGGGAGACACGACGCGGCACGAGCAAGACGACAGCCGGCCAGUAGCGAACGGAGACUACCCGAGCCCUCUGCACACGAUGGAAACGGCUCGGGCACUGUUCAGGGGCGAGAUUGGCAAAGCGGUUCAGAUCCUGAAGAAGGCGAGCACGAACCACCCAGAGCUUCUCUUCGUUUCACUCGCCCUUCAGCUCAUCGACAAGGGUGACAAGCGGCUCGCGAAAGAGCAGCUGGAUUUUGACGUGGCGUUGGCAUCAAAGACAGACCCCUAUCUCCGAGCUAUUUCGUCCCUCAUUGCGACGGGAGACUGGUCGGCGGUGGCCAACCAGAAGUCGCUGCCGCUCUCCGACCGAGCCUACGUGGCAUUCCGGACCUUUGACGACACGCAGCUUACCAAGUGGCUCGGCGAGCAGGUAUCGAUCGCGACGGAGACGGGCGAUAUUGAAGGAAUUGUCUUAUUCGGCAUCACGGACCGUAUGGUUGACGUGUUUGCCAAGUACGUCGGCAAGUUCAACGAUUUCCAGACGGCGACGCUCGUCAUGUCGAUCUGCGCGCCGCGAUACAUCGACGAUUACCGGUGCACGGCCUGGCGCAACGCCUACAGGGCGUAUCUCCAGCGUCACAAGGCAUUUUUCCUGCGCACCAAAUUUGAGGUGGAGAGCACGAAGAAGAGCAAGCGCGACGGCAGACCGACGAUCAAGCCGCCAUCGCGGCAGAUUGCCCUCCGUUGCGUGUUCUGUGAUGCCGAAACAACAGUGCCUUCGCACAAUGGUUCGGCACCACCGGCCGGGGCGCCAGAUACACGGAAUCCGCUGAUGGUCACGAGCAUCAGCGCCGGCGUGAGCUGUCCGAACUGCGGCCGCCACCUGCCGCGCUGCGUCGUGUGUCUCGAGGUCGUGGGCAUCCCCAGGUCGGAUCGACCCGAGGCGGCUGCUGACAUGGACACCCGCAUGGCAGCCAGAUUUCCCACGUUCUGCCUCAAGUGCGAGCAUGUCUUGCAUCUCGAUCAUGCGCGGCACUGGUUUGCGCGGCAUGUCGAGUGUCCGGUGCCAGAAUGUCGGUGCAAAUGUAACUUUAGGGCCAAUCCGGAACUCAACUAUCACUGA